AUGUCAUUUACCAAGUUAUUGGUGACAACAGCGGCGUCGGUUUCGGUUUUGGCGGUGAUUUGGGUGUGUUUUAGUUUGGUGUCGUUGGUGAAUGAGGUGAAUCGAUAUGCUGAUGAGGUUACGAUGGAUGUUGGGAAGUUUAAGGUGGGUUAUAGGCUCGGCUUCUUGGUGUAGAAGCUCUCAAGGGGUGGCUGCUUGAAAACUAGGUGUCUAGGCGCUAAUCCUAUACAACCUGAUCUUCUAGGCGCAGCUUCUUGAAAACUCGGCUUUCUAGGCGCGCCUCCUUGACACAGAAGCUCACAAGGCUCGGCUGCUUAAAAAUUAGGAUCUUUAGGGGUGGCUACUUGACAACUAGGUUCCCAAGUCGCUAAUUCUUGCCAUAGAAGCUCUCAAGUCUCGGCUACUUGAAAAUUAAGAUCUCUAGGCUCGGCUGCUUGAAAACUCGGCUUUCUAGGGGCCAAUCCUUGCCAUACAAGCUCUCAAGGCUCAACUGCUUAAAACUUAGGAUCUUCAGGGGUGGCUACUUGACAACUAGGUUCCCAAGGCGCUAAUCCUUACCUUACAAGCUCGCAAGGCUCAACUGCUUGAGACCUAGGCUAUACAAGCGUCAAUCCUUGCCAUAGAAGCUCUCAAGGCGUGGUUACUUGAGAAUCAUGAUCUCUAGGCGUUGAGCCUUAUCAGACUGGAUUUCUAGACGCCGGUCCUACACAAACAUCUUCUGUAGGUUCGGCUCCUUGAAAACUCGGCUCUCAAGGCUCGGCUGCUUGACAACUAAGAUCUCUAGGCUUGGCUCCUUGACAACUAGACUCUCUAGGCUCGGCUCCUUGAAAACUCGGCUUUCUAGGCGCGCCUCCUUGAGAUCUAGACUGCCCCGACUUCAAAUCUAGAUUUUUUUGCCUUCAGCACGACGCCAAUGGAAUCUGGGAUUCAAUGAUGUCAAUCAUCCCCCAAAGUCAAGAAAACCGUCAAGUUCUCGACUCAAUUUUCCGCGCCAAACGUCAACUUCCACCACAAUGCAAAUGUUCACUCACCAACGGGCCGGAUCGUUGUCCACCAGGCCCGCCAGGCCCACCAGGUCCACCAGGACUGAAUGGAGAUCAUGGCGAGAAGGGGAGACGACGGUUUCCCCGGAAACGAUGGAAAUUUGGGAGUUCCACUGAACUCGAGAGGAUGUAUUGUGUGCCCGGCUGGACCACCUGGACCACCAGGGCAGCCUGGAAAUGACGGACGGCCCGGAUCAGAUGGUCAACCUGGAAAUGAUGCGCAAGGAGGUUUGGCUGGCCCGCCAGGGCCACCAGGGCCACCAGGAAAUGACGGACAACCAGGGCACCCUGGACAAUCUGGAGGACCCGGACAACCUGGACAACCGGGGACUAAGACUGUUGGACGGCCUGGAGCCCCAGGAGCACCUGGACCAUCGGGACCACCAGGAACACCAGGGAACUCGGGAAGACCGGGAGGCGCUGGACAACCUGGAAGCGAUGGGCAACCUGGAAAUGAUGGGCAACCAGGAAAUGAUGGGCAACCCGGAGUUCCCGGGCCACCCGGUCAACCGGGACAACCUGGAGGCGAUGGCGAAUAUUGUCCAUGCCCGGCGAGAUCGGGGGUCAUGCGAGCUGCUUCGAAGUUGCGAGCAUCGUCGGUUCGACGAGUCACUGCGGUUAGACAUCGAUCGAUGUCGAAGAAACGUGUGGCGGUUAAUCGAUCGAAGGUUCGUCGUGUUGUUGCUGCUAAACAUCGUGCUGUUCUUAAAAGACAUCGUGCUGUUCAAAAAUCAUAA
Messenger RNA from Caenorhabditis angaria, 1780 nucleotides. The record is from the annotation of a GenBank genome assembly. Lineage: Eukaryota; Metazoa; Nematoda; Chromadorea; Rhabditida; Rhabditidae.